GGCACCACGCCAGACAAUGUCGUGGCCAUGUACGACGGCAAGACCGCUCGCCGCCGCAGCCUGGUUGACCUGGACGUUACAUCUGCCAACCGGCUGACCCAGCUCAAGUCCCAGCUGCAGCUGCGGGACGCUUACAUCGUCAGCACAAUGCCGUACGACCUGGAGCGAGAAGUGCAGGCUAAGAUGAACGAGCAAGCCGCACUUGAAGAGUACCGCCGUGUCCUUGCGACCUCUACCGCUGCACCUGCGAUUGCUUUCCUCGUCCGCCUGACGAUUGAGGUGUCGCUGCCUCCCUCACCGCCGCCCUCACCGCCGAUGAGCCCCGGCAAGAAGGCGCCACCGAAUUCACCGAACCGCCCUCCAACCCGCCCGAACAUUCCACCACGUCC
This is a messenger RNA of Astrephomene gubernaculifera, 389 nucleotides long. Lineage: Eukaryota; Viridiplantae; Chlorophyta; Chlorophyceae; Chlamydomonadales; Astrephomenaceae. The record is from the annotation of a GenBank genome assembly.